AUGGCUCAAUCCCAACCUCAGCAAGAUGACCUACUCGAUACCCUCCUUCAUUCGUACAGUACCGCCUCAGCAUCGGGAUCAGUAAAAGGUCCAGGUAUAGGACCUGAGAAAAAGAAGGAAUAUGGAUAUAAAGAUUUCGAGGCUGUCCUGGAAUCCACACCGAUAUUCAUGAAGGAGACUCCGAAGGAUGGAGAGACGAAUGAUGUCUUGGAGGCUCUUAGGACGUUGGUCUUCGAGGGUGAAGGUGAUGAAAUAGCCACCAAUUUCAAGAAUCACGGCAACGAGCUCCACCUUCAAAAAUCCUAUAGCGAAGCUGUCAAAGCCUAUACCUCCGGACUGGAUUCCAACCCUAAAGACCUAAAGCUGAAAAUCACCUUAUUGAACAAUCGAGCUCAGAGUAAUCUCUUAUUGAAAAAUCAUAAAUCCGUUUUGAAGGAUGUAGGAACGAUUAUUGCAUUGUAUACGACGGAGAAGUGGGAUAGUGAUAAACCGUUGAUCAAAGCUAUGUAUAGAGUUAGUAAUAGCUUGAUAGCUCUCGAAAGGUGGAAAGAAGCUUUGGAUGUUAUAACCAGAGCUAAAAAGGAAAUUCAAGAUGGAAAAAUCGUAGGCGAAGAUAUAAGUUUGUGGGAUGGGUUAGAGAAGAAAGUGGUCGAUGGACAGAAAAGGGAUGAAGAUAGGAUAAAAAGAAUAAGGAAAGAACAAGUUAUUAAAGGAUUAUUGGAAAGAGCGGUUAAUCAAAGAGGGUUGAUUAAUGUGAAAACUCCAAACCCACCUGAUAAUUCCCCACCUGUCCAUUUCGAUCCAUCAGAAUACAUAGAAGAUCAAUGGGAAGAAAGUAUAUCAAUUGAUACUCCCCUGAUAUUCCCCGUAUUCUUGUUAUACCCCCAAUACGGUCAAUCGGAUUUUAUAACUUCUUUCCAGGAAAACACUUCUUUCCUAGAUCAGCUGAAUGUCAUGUUCCCCCAAUCCCCUUCAAAGGUCGAGGUACCCCCUGCGGAAUGGGAUGAAAAGAAAGAAUAUUACGUGGAUAACCUGGUUAUAUAUGUCGAAACUUCACAAAAGAGAUUAUUGAAAGUCGGUAAAGAGUUGACGUUGAGGGAGAUUAUACGGAAAGCUAAAAGAGAUCAGAAUCAGAAAGAUGGAGUGGAGAAAGCUGGAAUAGUGUUGAAAGAUGGUUUGAUGAGUUUUGUUGUGUUGCCCAAGGGUGAGGUAGAGAAGAGGUGGAUAGAAGAAUUCAAGAAGAGUAGAGAUGGUAAAUAG
Molecule: messenger RNA, 1260 nt
Organism: Kwoniella botswanensis
Lineage: Eukaryota; Fungi; Basidiomycota; Tremellomycetes; Tremellales; Cryptococcaceae
Exons: 2
Coding region: 1-1260 (419 amino acids)
Biological process (GO): protein folding
Cellular component (GO): cytosol; nucleus
Molecular function (GO): Hsp70 protein binding; Hsp90 protein binding
Source: RefSeq, a predicted model, not a curated record